Messenger RNA from Cucurbita moschata (crookneck pumpkin), 2371 nucleotides. Its product is annotated as ribosomal RNA-processing protein 1 homolog. The transcript has a single exon. The record is from RefSeq and is a predicted model, not a curated record. Gene Ontology annotation, biological process: rRNA processing. Bases 217 to 1884 code for a protein of 555 amino acids. NCBI's taxonomy places the organism in Eukaryota, Viridiplantae, Streptophyta, Magnoliopsida, Cucurbitales, Cucurbitaceae. Gene Ontology annotation, cellular component: preribosome, large subunit precursor; preribosome, small subunit precursor; nucleus.
AUUCUUAACUACCUCCGCCAGGCCCCAAUUAACAUCUAGGGUUCUCUCAAAACGCCGCUGUUCGGCCUUCUGGGAAUUGGGAAGCUCUAAUUUCAUCGAAAUCGAUCCUUUUUCCUUACACCAAUCUCGUUUUUCAACCUAAUUCGGCGUCUCUAUUCAGAUUUCUUCCUCUUUUCUGAAUCUGAAAGCGAACGAGCAAGCUUUUUCUGUAAAAAAAUGGAGGUGGUUGAAGGAGAUCAAGAUUUCACUUCAUUGAUUAAGCUUUUGGCGUCCUCCAACAAGGCGACUCGGGAUAAAACCCUUCGUGUAAUCAUCAAGACAUGGCUUCCCACUCAAACGAGCAUCUCCGAUGGCGAUAUGAAGAAGCUUUGGAAGGGUUUGUUCUACUGUGUUUGGCAUGCCGAUAAGCUUCCUGUUCAAACCGAGCUUAUUAAUCGCCUUGCUUCUUUGCUCCUAAAUCUCGAAUUGCCGCUUGCUUUUCAGUACUUUUCUAUUUUUCUUCUCACCAUGCGUCGUGAAUGGGCUGGCAUUGAUGCGCUUAGGUUAGAUAAGUUUUACCUUUUGAUUCGUAGAUUUAUGCACCAGUUUUUUGCUUUGUUGAAGAAGAAUUCUUGGGAUUUGGAACUGUGUCGUCGUUUAGUUCAAGUUUUGGAAGAAAGGGUGUUUUUCACUGAUGAUAAGUUUCAUGGGAAUGGUGUUAAUUAUCAAAUUGCUUCUGUGUUUCUUGAAGAACUUAGGCCGUUUCUUCCUCUUGGGAAGGAUGUUAUUGAUAUCCUGUUCAAGCCAUUCAUUUUGUCCAUGGCUAAAUUGUCUGAUAAAGUUAUGUUGGGAAAAAUUAAGUCUAAUCUUUUUGAUGUGUUACUUAAAAUGGGGAAGCAAUUGAUCGAGCGUCGAAAAUGUGGAGAGAUCAACUCUGAUGAUGAUAUAGUUGUGUAUGGGACAAUUCCAUUGACAAACCUUUUCUCCUCUACAUUUUAUGAAUUGGGUUCUUCACCUGAUUGUUGUCAAUCGAAUAGAAAGGUACUGUUUGCGAUGCACGAAGAGUAUCAGAAAUUGGAGAAAAGUUUUAUCUCGUCGGGGAUUGAGAUUUCCAUGCCAGAUCUUCAAGAGCAAGAUGGGGAUGAAGUGCCUACUUUGGUUCCUAUUUCCGGUGAAGAAAUUUCCAUGGCUGAUGUUGAUGUUAACAAUGAAAUCACUGAUAAGGCACUUAAAAAGAAAAAGAAGACUAAAAAGGCCUCCGAUGGCAGUGGCAAGAAGAAGGCUAAGAAGGCGAAGAACACGAACGGUAUUUCUGAUCUUGUUUCUAACAAUACUCAUAUGAAUAAGGACGAUGAGAAUAUAGUUGUUGCUAACGGUGAGAAUUCUAAUAAUGAACAGAUUAGUGAUGGAAAUAUGAUAACGUUUGAUGAAUCUGUGAUAUCGAACCUUCAGAUGCAAUUCGAGAGGGUUGCUGCUGAAGCUGAGUUUGGAGACAAUGAUAUGAGCCCUGUAAUAUCAGCCAAUGGCUCAGUCAAGAAAAGAAAGAGAGCGAAGAAGGUCGAUGUGCAGCACACACAUGAUGUAGUACUUCCUAAUCAAGUUGACACUGAAGGAAAUACAGUUGCAAAAAGUGGAGAGAAUAGUGUAAAGAAGGUAAGAUUUUCCAUGAAAAAUAACUUGGUAUGGAAACCCCAUAAUCCGUUGCCACCGGAAAGUUUGAGACUGCCCCCCACCGUUACUCCGAGAGGAAGUGCCCUUAAGAAAGGAAUACCUCCAGGUCCUAUCUUGGAAUUUCCUGCCACAACUAAAAGAACAAAAAGGAGAGCUGUUGCAAUGAGGGCUAAGAAAGGUGUAAGAAGCUUGCCCGUCAAACGUUUGAAGAAACCGAAAUCUAAGAGUACUUAGAUACUUUCUUUCAUCGGGUAUGAAGUUGCAGAGGUCCAACGCUUACUGUUUUUAUUUUAUCAUUUAAUUAGUUUCUUAAUUACCUCGUUUUGUUUGGGCUUUGUUGUCAUAUUGACUGACUUCCAUGAACUCAACCAUUGAAAAGGAAUGAAGAUUCUGAUGCAUUGAGCUGAGAACUUGAAAUUGAUGAUGCCCCUUUGAAAAUUCUAGCUUAGCUGAUAAUUUUUUUUUACUUCUAAGGGAGUAAGGGUUUUGCAGCAUAAAUGAGUGAGAUCAUUUAGGGUAGAAUUUCGGCCGGGAGGGAACGUGACGGUUGCUGUUUUUGUUCUUCCUUUUAUAACGGUUGCUGUUUUUCCUUCUCAGUUUGUAAUUAUUGAGAUGAUCAUUAGGCAAAUGUAUUUUUGUUUUGAUGUUAGAAGUAGUAUUCAUCUGGACGAAUGACUGGAAGUGCAUAUUGUAGAUUGGUUAUUGAAUCUGCAUUUUUUCA